AUGUUUUCAUCUCUGUCCCGCGUGGCCUCGACCCCAUCGAGGUGCAUUCUUGAGCAAGUAUCACGCCAGACUCCCAAAGCUGCGGCAUUGACAGGGGCCUCGCGAGCACUUUCUUCCACACCAUCUGCCCAAACGGAUGUCACACUGCUUCAAGACAAGAAGAGCGGGUUUGGAUUUGCGCGGUCAAACCCAAGACCUCCGAAGCCACGGACGAAGGGGGUUACGGAAAUCAGAGGCCCCUACUAUACAGUGAUGGGUAAAAGAUACCUGGCAGAUGUGCUUGAGACGAUGGGAACUCAUGUGGACGGCUUAAAGUUUGCAGGAGGAUCAUUUUCUCUCUUCCAGGAGAAACCCUUGAAAGAACUCAUUGAUCUUGCUCAUGACCAUGGUGUCUAUGUCUCGACGGGCGGAUGGGCUGAACAUCUACUUACUCACCCUGACGCAAAUGCUGUCUUUGAUAAAUAUCUUCGGAAGUGCAAGGACCUGGGAUUCGAUGUGAUUGAACUCUCGUCCGGUUUCCUCUCCUUCCCGGAGGACGAUUGGCUCCGACUUGUCGACAAGGUGCACUCUUACAAGCUAAAGGCGAAGCCUGAAUUAGGGAUUCAGUUCGGUGCUGGGGGUGACACCCCAGCAUCCGGCUUGGAGGCGAUCGGCACCUCAGACCCGUCCAAGCUGGUGAACCUGGGACGCAAGUUCCUUGACGCAGGAGUUGAGCGCCUGAUGAUUGAAUCGGAGGGCAUCACCGAGAAUGUACAGUCGUGGCGGACCGAUGUGGUGUCGCAGAUCAUGAAGGAGCUUCCAUCGGAGCGUGUCAUGUUCGAAGCAGCAGACCCUAAGGUGUACAACUGGUAUAUUCGAGAGUUUGGCAUUGAUGUCAACCUGUUUGUCGAUCAUAGCCAGAUCGUGCAGCUCUCAUGCUUGCGCCACGGCAUCUGGGGUACGGCCGAUACCUGGGGCAAGAUUGUGUCAUUCCGGCCGGAGCUCGAACAACGUCCUAGGCCCGAAUUCAUCCACACAGUCUUCGCAUGCUUCAUCAUGCCUAAAGCGAAUACGGCCCCCGGGGCUCGUCUCCGGUGCAGGCGAGCAUGCGACAGUUGCAAGCGGAGGAAGCAAAAAUGCAACGGAGAACAACCAUGUACGAUCUGUAUCCAACGGCGCAAAGAGUCGGAGUGCCAUUUUUCAGAUAAACCGGCGAGACUACUCAAACCAAACAACACCUCGAAAGACACCAUGCUUCUUAGCGAACGCAUAGUACCUACUCCCCAGAGGCAGACGGCCAUGGACCGACUCCUGAACUCGCUCGAAGACCGGAGCGCGAAUCUGGAACAACAAGCUGCAGAUGAUAAGGAUGGGACAGCGCCGGUGCCCAAGGUGGCCAGGCUCUUGCGCGAUGGUCAAGGGAAAUUUAUGUACGUUGGUGACUCGGCCAGCUUGUCCUUCCUACAGAGUGUCCGUCGGAUCGUGUCAUCUUCAAUCGGCCGGUGCGAGUUCACGGAGGACAACUCACGACAUUCGAUGCUCGAGGCUUUCCAGAAUGGCCCUACGGCACCGACCGGGCCGUUGAUGUCGCCACCAAGCAACGAAGAGGCUCAGAGGCUUGCGCGCCAGUUCGUUCUUGCCACCAGCCCAUUGCUAGAUUUGUUCGACCUCAACGAAUUCCACCCUCGGCUCGCGAAUUGGGUCGAGAAUCCGACCGGAGAUGAGGAUACUGUCAGUUCGAUUUUCUACCUCGUGCUUGCGAUCGGAGCGCAAGUAUCCGAUAUCAAUCAAACCCUGGCCGAGCAGUAUUUUGUUAGCGGCCGUCAGUUAGCAUUCUCCGCCUUCACAGAGACUCCAAGCAUAUACACCAUCCAGUCGUAUGUCCUCAUCUCGAUGUAUAUGUUGGGUGCCUGUCGACGUAACGGGGCCUUUAUGAAUCUUGGGAUCGCACUCCGAGCCGCGUAUGCGGUUGGAAUCCACCGGAAGGACGCGAAUGCGCUUUUCUGUGCACGGGAACGACGGGCUCGGGAGCGCGUGUGGAAGAGUCUGCGAAUGAUGGACCUUUACCUCAGUGCCUCCUUGGGGCGGCCUCCUGCAACACUGGACUUUGAUUAUGAUCUGCGUGAAGACAGCAUCGCCGCCGGGGAGCAACAGCGCCUCCAUCCGGAAGAGCAGUUAUCCACGACCGUGAUCUCGCUAUGCCGCAUCUUCGAACGAAUUCUCACCGAGGUUUACAUGCGCCAGGUAGUCUCAAUCAAUGUCGCGGAGGCCAUUUCAAAUCAGCACCGAGCCUGGGUGCGCAGUCUCCCCAUGUUCUUGCAGAUGCAGACCGAGCGCCUGGAUUCCAAGACGCUGGAAGGCACCUUGUCCGCAGCGCACAUUUUCGGUUCUUACUACUGGUCGAUCAUCCUCCUCACUCGGCCAUUCCUCAUAUUCCGAGUAUCCCAAUAUGUGCGAAAUCGAAGCGAGGCGACCGGAUCGUCCGACAGCAGGGCCAGCAACUCCCGCAUUGCGCUCUUUGCCGACGCAUGCGUCUACUCGGCCUUGCGCGGGCUCAACAUCGUGGAUGACCUCUGUCGUUACACAACGCUUCCCCGCAGGCUCCCUUUUCUCAUCAACUCCGUCUUCAACUCAGCCGUGGUUCUCGGAGCAGCGUUCUUCGCCGACUACGACAACCUCCUCCCGCUUGAAGAAGGGAUGGACAAGGCGGAGAAGUUCUUAGGCCUCUUUGUGCCCCACGAUCCACAUGCGUGUCGCUUCUUCCAGAUUAUCAAGUUCCUCCGGGGCGCAGUGGCAGAGUACGUGCGGCGACGGAACCGUCAAUGGAUGGAGCGUCGCAGCCGACAAGUCGACCAGCUCUUCGGCCAGGUCGGGCCCAACAAUGAACCCUCGGUUACAGAAACCAACACCCCAACCAGCCAUCGCGGCGAUCAAGCCGCCGUACCGUCUCCCUUAUCGCCCGACAAGCUAGCCGGGGCCUCUGCUGCUCAUCCACCGGAUCUAUCCACCAGCACCACCACCGGUCCAACUGAUAGUGACAUCUGGGACACCCUCUGUGGCGCGCAAGGUGCUGGCCCUCUUCCAUUCGACACCGCCAUCUCGACUCUCACAACCACCGGGAUUCCAAUCGGCUGUUCUCCGGGCGGUACUAUUCCCACCGCCGGGAUCCCGCCAGAAGCUCCAGGUGCCCACACCCCGCUGUCCGACGUGAUCCUCCCAGACAAUGGUCUCCUCUACAUGGCUGAAGACCUUCCCGUAUUUGGAAUCUGGGAAGACGCAUGA
Aspergillus ibericus CBS 121593 is the source of this 3261-nucleotide messenger RNA. Its product is annotated as coma-domain-containing protein. The transcript has 7 exons. Gene Ontology annotation, biological process: positive regulation of transcription from RNA polymerase II promoter by galactose; DNA-templated transcription. The record is from RefSeq and is a predicted model, not a curated record. Gene Ontology annotation, molecular function: RNA polymerase II cis-regulatory region sequence-specific DNA binding; zinc ion binding; DNA-binding transcription factor activity, RNA polymerase II-specific. Lineage: Eukaryota; Fungi; Ascomycota; Eurotiomycetes; Eurotiales; Aspergillaceae. Gene Ontology annotation, cellular component: nucleus. Bases 1 to 3261 code for a protein of 1086 amino acids.